Naegleria lovaniensis is the source of this 462-nucleotide messenger RNA. RefSeq lists its product as uncharacterized. The transcript is spliced from 2 exons. The coding region runs from base 1 to 462 and encodes 153 amino acids. The record is from RefSeq and is a predicted model, not a curated record. Lineage: Eukaryota; Heterolobosea; Eutetramitea; Acrasida; Naegleriidae.
AUGACAGUCACAGAAAUUCAUUCGACUUUGCAAUUUAAUCAACUGGUGUUACAAGAAUCAAAACUAGUCGUUGUAGAUUAUUUUGCUACUUGGUGUCCACCAUGUAAAGCAAGUAAACCAUUCUUUCACAAAUUAUCAACUUCCGAUGCGUAUAGAAAUGAUGUAGUAUUUUGCUCGGUUGAUGUGGAUGAAGCGAAUGAAGUUGCCGCACAACAAGGUAUUACUGCCAUGCCAACUUUUAAGGUGUAUCAAGAUGGAAAAGUACUUGCAACCAUUGUUGGUGCAGAUUUGUAUCAAGUCGAGAGUUUGUUGAUGAGUAAAUUAGGAACGAGUUCAAGAGUGUUGACGGAUGAGGAUCACAAACAAAUGAGAGGAUCUCCACUAAAGAAUGUGAUUAUAUUACUUGCAUUGUUUGGAAUUUUGUGGUUCGGAGUGAGAUGGAUUUUUGGUUUGUUUAAAUAA